This is a messenger RNA of Anastrepha obliqua, 2394 nucleotides long. RefSeq lists its product as uncharacterized. Gene Ontology annotation, cellular component: septate junction; membrane. The record is from RefSeq and is a predicted model, not a curated record. The transcript has a single exon. Bases 88 to 834 code for a protein of 248 amino acids. NCBI's taxonomy places the organism in Eukaryota, Metazoa, Arthropoda, Insecta, Diptera, Tephritidae. Gene Ontology annotation, biological process: regulation of tube size, open tracheal system; septate junction assembly.
CAGUGUAUAGCAACAAUCCACCACUCCCAAUAAAAAAAUACCAACAGUGCUUGUACCAAAACAAUUCUCUCGUGCGCAAUCCAAAGUAUGCAAAAAUCCUCACAUAUAGUGCGCCAGGAUUCGGAAGAAAGAUUGCCAACUACUCAUUACAAAGUAAUUGUUCCAACAAUGAAGCGACGUACAUUGGCUGGGACCUUUGGUGUUGGUGUGUUUGUGAUCGCGUUCGCAGCAAUUGUCAUCUCGUUCGCCACACCCAAUUGGUUGGCAAGUGAUGACCGUAUAACGGGUGCGAAAUUGGAACGUCUGGGACUGUGGGUGCACUGUUUUCGGUCUUUGCCUGAUGUAAAUGACGAUAGCCAACGUCGGUUCUUCGUCGGAUGCCGAUGGGUUUAUGAUCCCUUCACAACGGGCUAUGACGAGAUACGAGGCUUUCUACUGCCCGCAUUCAUGAUUGCAACACAAUUCUUCUAUACACUCGCAUUUAUUGGAGCGCUAGUAUCGUGUGUAGGAGUUUUGGUAUUCUUCCUCUGCGCUGGACCGGACCAGAAAUACUUUGUAACACUUAUAAAAUUAAUAGGGUAUGUAAUGUUGGGUACAGGGGUGUGCGCCGCUAUAGCGGUCAUCGUUUUUGCAUGCUUUGGUAAUCGUAACGGCUGGAUGCCGGAGCAUGCCAACAAUUGGUUCAGUUGGUCAUUCGUACUAGCAUGCGUUGGAGCGGUAUUCUCUUUGGUUACGGCAAUACUCUUUUUGACCGAGCAGAAUGUACAAGCGAAAAAACGCAUGCAAUUUAAGGAAUCCCAAACGCGUUUUGAGUUGAUGCAAGGUAAAGCCUAGUUAUGGCGUGACCUUUCGACGGAAGAGCUCACAUUGCUGGAACAUAAAUAUAAUCGCAAGAGAAAGUAUUUGGGGUUAGAAGCGCAGCGGUGCAAAAGUGGCGCUGUGCUAUAAAUAGCAAGUGUGUUCAAGCAUAAAGCUUAAAUAGACAUAGAAUUGAAAAACAACUACUUUUAGUUUAGUUUGCCUAUUCGAACUUAAAGUAAACGACCAGUUUUAGAAUUAAAAAGUGGUAAUAACGAUUUUUUAUAUAAACUCCGAAUGUUACUAGCAUGAAAGCGGGGGAAAAAUUGCCUUAAGUUUAUGCAAUUUCGUAAAAGGGUUAAAUCACAUGCAUAUACAUUGUACAUACAUAAUGAAUUCACAUAAUUCAGCACAAAAAAUGCCAAGAAACGCAGUUGGUACUUAUGACAUGCAUUUACAUAUUUAUAGACAUACAGCAUUUUUGUAGUCAUUUAAGACUGUCUUGAAGCAAAACCAUUGCAUUUGUGUCCAACAACGAAUUUUCAUUAGAAUCUCACGCUUUACGCAUAUAUUAGAUACUUGAGCAAUUAUUUUUGAAAAGUAAUACUAAGCAUAAAAACUGCAAAAGUGGGCAUUUUAGUUAAUGUGUACAAUUAAUUACAAAUAUUGCUGCUAUUUUGGUAUUUUCUAAGCAUCACACAGGUGCUUGUGUUGGUUUGUGAAUCGUUAGCACUAUUUAUGUGCACUUUUAAAGGGUUACUUCUUAAAUUGAUGUAUGCAUAAAUUAUUUAAAGAAUCUCAAACGACUUAGUUUACACCACUUUGUCUCUAAAGCUAACUCCGUCCAUUUAAUCUUUUGUGAAAAAUAUUCAAUUAAAAUGUGCCUUAAGUAAAAUCGUUAGCUAUAGUAUAUAUGCAUAAGUAAACCUCGAACUAGAGGCAUUUAAUUAUGAACUACACGCAAAUUGAAUGCAUAUUUUCUGCUACAAAAAUUGCAUAAACUUUCGCUUUGUAUUCACACCACCUAUUCAUAAGUAAAUACAAGCAUACAUAUGUAUAAGGAAAUAAUACUAAAACAAAACAGUUGAAUGAGCACAAGAUUUGCAUGUUUAUUGUAAAAAAAAUUACAACACAAAGAUUGUUGAAACAUUGAAGACGCACAUUAACGGUACAUUAUAUCAUUGUUAAAUAUUUUUGUUUAUUAUCUUGUGCAUCUAAAUAGUAGUGCCUUAGGAAGAAAAUAUUGUACAAAUCUACAAAAAUAUUCGAAGCAGUAGUAUGUAAACAAUACAGCAAUGUUAAACGAUUUACAUUUAGUAUAUUAAUAAUUAACAUUCCAUUAGAUAUUUUCAAAAAUACAAAUUCAUGUUUUGCAAAGUAUUAUUCAAAUAUAUGUACAUCCGUCCAUUUACACAAAUUACAAUUGCUGCUAAAAUUUACCUUGUGUCGUCUCGUAAUCACACGAAAUUUUACCAUUAUAUUUUAUACAUAGUUAUAUGAGCUCAUACAAAUACGAGUAUAUACGCAUACGAUAUCUUUACACCGUUGUUUGUAUAUUUCACUACCAUUCGAAAAUUAAUAAAAAUCUCAACACAA